Molecule: messenger RNA, 474 nt
Organism: Humulus lupulus (European hop)
Lineage: Eukaryota; Viridiplantae; Streptophyta; Magnoliopsida; Rosales; Cannabaceae
Exons: 2
Coding region: 1-474 (157 amino acids)
Source: RefSeq, a predicted model, not a curated record
AUGAGUUUUCAAAGAGUAUCUGGACCGUUGUAUGCUAAAUAUAAAAAGUGUGAGUUCUGGUUGUCUGAGGUUGCAUUUUUGGGUCACAUUGUUACAGAUGAGGGAAUUAAGGUGGAUCCUGCUAAGAUUGUUGUAGUGAAAGAAUGGCCUAGACCAAAAAAUGCCUAUGAGGUUAGAAGUUUUAUGGGUUUAGCAAGCUAUUACAGGAGGUUUGUAGAAGGGUUCUCAAAAAUAGUCACAUCGUUGGCAGAGCUAACACGGAAGAAUCUAAAGUUUGUCUGGUCAGAUAAGUGUGAACAAAGCUUUCAAGAGUUGAAGAAUAGACUCAUAUCAGCGCCAGUACUUAGCUUGCCGACAGAAGAAGGGCAGUUCGUAGUGUAUUGUGACGGAUCAAAGCAAGGGUUAGGUGGUGUGUUGAUGCAAUCUAGUAAAGUGAUUGCCUAUGCUUCAAGACAAUUGAAAGAUUAUGAAUAA